This is a messenger RNA of Clarias gariepinus (North African catfish), 3080 nucleotides long. RefSeq names its product growth differentiation factor 7 (gene gdf7). Gene Ontology annotation, cellular component: extracellular region. The transcript is spliced from 2 exons. Lineage: Eukaryota; Metazoa; Chordata; Actinopteri; Siluriformes; Clariidae. Gene Ontology annotation, biological process: BMP signaling pathway; SMAD protein signal transduction. Gene Ontology annotation, molecular function: growth factor activity; cytokine activity. The coding region runs from base 93 to 1316 and encodes 407 amino acids. The record is from RefSeq and is a predicted model, not a curated record.
GCUAUUAAGUCAAUUUAAAGACCGAAAGGGGGAGUUCCUAGAGUCACCACUAUCGGUCAGGUUCCCCCGCUGUGGUCCAGAGUGUAGUGAAAAUGAGCGGCAGGAAGAGCGGCGCUCCCUGGUUGUGGCUAGCCGUGUUCUUCGGGAGCGCGCUCGAGGCCGUGGCGCUGGGCUCGCGCGCGGUGUGGCGGAACGGCUCGGCGGUGCUCGUGCCGGACUACAUGCUCAACCUGUACAGGACGCAGUCAGCGCUCGAGCGCACGAGCAGCUACGGGAGCGCGACGCGCACGAGGAGACGCGCCAACACAGUCACCAGCUUCGUGGACCAGAGCAAAGAUGAGCCAUCAGCUGAGUCCCACCAGCAGUAUGUAUUUGACCUUUCGGGUCUCUCGAGAACAGAAGAACUAGUGGAGGCUGAGCUGCGGGUGUUGCGGAAGGUUCCAUCUGAUUUGGAGAAAUUACGGUCCUCUAAAGGAAACCUAUACCACCUGCUCCUUUAUAGCUGCUCCUCUACGGGCUCGUCAGGCAAGCCUCUACUGCUCACUUCUAAAACCAUCAACAUUCUGGAUACCACCUUGAGCACUUGGGAUGUGUUCAACAUUGGAACUACUCUGAGAGUCCACCAUAGGGUGCACAGGACAACUCAAGACAGCAGACAUGCGUGUUUCAGCAUAGCUGUUGUCUCAGUCUUAACUAACGAGGUGGUCUCUCCUGCUUUUUUUGGUUUGGGUACUAAGGGGCAGCACAGGAGUGAGAGGGCUUUGCUUGUAGCCUUUUCCCGCACUCGCAGGAAAGAGAAUCUGUUCAGAGAGAUCCGUGAAAAGAUGAAAGCCAUGCACAUGCUUAAUCGGAGCUCUGAGGGUCGUGCUAGACCCAGGCCCCGCCAGAAGAGGAGGACCGCAUUAGCAGGCCGCUCUGGAGGGGCAGGGACAGCAGGGGGAGGAGGAACAAUUGCAGCAGGUGGAACAGGCGGAGGUGGCAAAGGAGGUGGCAGGAGGAGGACUCGCUGCAGCCGCAAACCUCUCCAUGUCAACUUUAAAGAGCUGGGAUGGGAUGACUGGAUCAUUGCACCACUGGACUACGAUGCAUACCACUGCGAAGGUGCAUGUGACUUCCCACUGCGCUCGCACCUCGAACCCACCAACCAUGCCAUCAUCCAGACGCUCAUGAACUCAAUGGAUCCAGAGUCAACACCGCCCAGCUGCUGUGUGCCUUCCAAGCUCAGCCCUAUUAGCAUCCUGUACAUUGACGCUGGAAAUAAUGUGGUGUAUAAGCAGUAUGAGGACAUGGUGGUGGAGAGCUGUGGCUGCAGGUAGCAGCAUGCAAUUGGGCUGGACUACAGCCCUUGAUUUGAAACCUAAAAAAAAAAAAAGAGCCAAAAUGCAGCACUGCCAGCCUCACUGAAAUGAGCAUUAGUGCAAAAAUAUUUUAGCAAUCACUACAAUGGAUAAGUGUAUUCGCACAUGCAUGUGGUGUAGUGGACACCAAGAGACAAGAGGUUGUGCUCAACAGGGCAUUUUUAUCAGUGUCUGUAAAAAUGGGCUGAAAACCCAGUGGGUAAAAAUGCAGAACAGCUCUCUAUGCAAGAUACUAAAUUCUCCAACAAAAUAAACACCUCCUUAAUCAGGAAAAAAGUAAGACCAGAAAUUCCAGAAAUAACACUACAUCCUGAUAAUGUAAACGGAAUGAUGGAGCACUCAAGCCUGCUCACAGUGACUGAGAAAAUGUUGAACUGUUCUGAAUUCCCAAGUCUGUCAGAGAUUCCAUGCAAGUCUAAGAGCGGAAGUGCUGUGUCUGACAGUCAGCUAAAGCUGAAGAAAACAUUCAUAAGAAUUUUUAUAAAAUAUUUAAAACUAUAAACACGAGAAAGAAAAAAGUGACCUAAAUCACUGACAGCAAUGCUUGUCUGAGUGUUGGAGGUUUUGACUUUUUUCUGUACGGCGCAAUGUGUUAUUCCAGUUGGAGCAUGGGUUGUUUUUAUAAUCAAGAGACUCGUUGGGUGAUUUAUUGAGUAUGACAGUUCUGAAUUUUAUAUUAAGGUAACCCACACACAGCUGAUGCUCCCAUGAGGUGACAUCUCGCUUCCUUUUCUCAGCAUAAUGUAUAAGUGUUUGACUGGCCCACAGAAGGAAAGUCACAAAGCAUACGUUGCUAGGAACGUCAGUCAUUAUUUGUUCCAGUCAAAAUCCUAAUCACGUCAAGUAGUUUAAGAAUUGUGUUUAACCAAACUCAUUACAAAAGAAAUAAGCUUUUCGGACACCCCACUUGGCAUCUGUGGGACGAGAUACAAUAACUGUGUUAUUCAUGAUGUCCAUAUGUGUAAGAGGUAAAUGACUUCACUCAACCUCGGGACCUGGGGAAAAAAAGAGGUUCGAGAGCCAGAGUCGAAAUGAUUCUUGGCAUUGUGCACUUCUGUGUGACAACCCUUUCGAACUUCAUGUGUAGGUCGGUUUGCUUUUCCUUGUCUCUGCUGUCCUUAUUUUCAAUUUAUUUUAAAAUAAACAUUCCCAUCAAGCACAGUCUUCUGGAUGCAGCUUCACAUUUUACACCUGGAAUCACGACAGAUGAAUUAGCCUAUUAAAUUCGGUUCAAAUUAUUCAACACCUAAUUCUGUAAUCCCUGUGAUACAUAUAACUUUAAAUUAUAUAUAUAUAUAUAUAUAUAUAUAUAGACACUGGAAUAUUGUAAUGCAUAAGAAAAGCAAUAUGUUAAUGGUUGCAUUAUAAACCACAGCAUUUCAGCAUAAAUAGACAGUCAGAAAAGAUGCAGCCAUUAAAUAACUGUCGUGUGCCUUAUGAUCGGUCUGACCCAGUGAGCUCAGUGUUAUGCGAGUUCUGCUGGUUUUGAUAACAGUGUUGUUUUAUUCCAUUUUUAUGUAAGUAAAGACAAUUUGUUUUGUCAGGAUGAAAAAACAUUUUGGUUGACAUUUAUCAGGGUUUUUAAGGAUAAUGAAAGGAACAGAGGCACAUAGUGAGGAAGCAUUGUGAGCCGUGAGUAUACUUAUUGAAUAUACAUAUAUAUGAAUAAUCUAUUGUUAAUAAAUUCUGUAAAAGAGUGACAUCAGAUCUCCUUAAUGCAUA